Molecule: messenger RNA, 2128 nt
Organism: Periconia digitata
Lineage: Eukaryota; Fungi; Ascomycota; Dothideomycetes; Pleosporales; Periconiaceae
Source: the annotation of a GenBank genome assembly
ACCGAUCGUUUCUUUUCGUGUUCAUUCAUUCGUUACAGUAAUAUCACCAUGCGGGGCUCUACAUAUGUUGCCUUCUUGGGCACGUUGCUUUGCUCCUCAGUCAACGCUUUCCCCGCACAUGCCGACGCAGACACCAACGCGUCACGGGCGCAUUUGGAACAUAAUGCAGACUGGACUCCAAAACCAUCGCAAAACUGUGAACAUGGGCCCAAAACGAGAAGAUGUUGGACCGGGGACUUGGACGUUUUAACAGACAUGGACGACGUAUGGCCGGAUACAGGAGUAUACCGAAAGUACACGUUAGAAAUCACGAAUGCCACAAUGGCACCUGACGGCUUCCCACGGGACAUGCAGGUCGUCAACGGGCAGUACCCAGGUCCCACGAUUGAAGCAAACUGGGGCGACAUACUCCAGAUUACCGUCAUCAACCGACUUCAUGCCAACGGCACUGGAAUUCACUGGCACGGCAUCCGUCAGCUGGAAACAAACGAGUACGAUGGUACCGGUGGUCUCACUGAAUGCCCGAUUCCACCGGGCGCCUCCAAGGUUUACACGUUCAGAGCGACGCAGUAUGGUUCAUCGUGGUACCACAGCCACUAUUCCGUGCAGUAUGGCGAUGGCGUUUUGGGCGGUAUCAUCAUCCACGGCCCAGCGACCCAGAAUUACGAUAUCGAUCUUGGGAUUAUGCCCAUGACGGACUGGUUUCAUUCGCCUAUUUUCACGGUAAACUCAGCAGCUCACCACGAAGCCCACGGUCCCCCUAUCGCAGACAACAUUCUGAUCAACGGCACUAUGACAUCUCCUUACGGUGGCGCAAAGCCCGAAACCACAUUGACGCCAGGAAAAACGCACCGUCUGCGACUCGUAAACACGGGGAUCAACAACUGGAUCCACGCUUCGCUUGACAACCAUACGUUUACGGUAAUUGCCGCGGAUUUUGUGCCGAUUGAACCGUUUGAGACGACAGAACUGUCAAUUGCUAUUGGCCAAAGAUACGACGUCCUGAUUCACGCCACCCAACCCUCAACCUCCUACUACUUCCGCGUAGGCACAGGUGGAUCUUGCGAUGGACCCAACCCGUCCGCGUCGGAAGCUCGCGGUAUCUUCCGCUACGCCGAUGCUCCUGAUCUUCUUGCGGAACCUGUCUCGGUCGCCGCAGGGCACCUGAUGGAAGGUUGCUGGGACGAGCAGAAUCUAGUGCCCGUUCAAAGGACGCAGGUCCCCCGGGAUAUCCCGCAGGAGAUGCUGGUGGGAUUCGACACGACCAAUGCGAGCACAAAUGGUGUGCAUUGGUUGAUCGAUGGGAAGCCGAUGAAGGUCGAUGUGAAGAAGCCUACGCUGAUGCAAAUUACGGAUGGUAAAUGGGAGUUCGAAGGGACUAAUAAUGUGUACAGAGUUGGAGAGAAAGAUACUUUCCAAUAUUGGGUGAUACAGCAAUCCGACCACAUGGCGGCAUUCGUACCGCACCCAAUUCAUCUCCACGGCCACGACUUUUACGUCCUCGACCAAGUCAGCGACGCAACCUGGAACGGGAACGCUUCACAGGUGGAUCGUCUUCGCACCGAUAACCCGAUCCGCCGUGAUACCGCUACUCUGCCUGCUAACGGGUAUCUCGUGCUCGCGUUCGAGAGCGACAACCCAGGCGUGUGGCUCAUGCACUGCCACAUCCCAUUCCACGUGGGCCAGGGCUUUGGCAUGCAGUUUGUGGAGCGACAGGAAGAGAUCUUGGGAAGUAUUGAGAGGCUGGAUGAUAUAAAGAGGGAGUGUGGAGAUUGGAAGGCUUUCCAGGAGAGCUUCUAUGGGGUCGACUUUGAGUUUGAGGAGACGUUGGUGUGAGAAAGAUCCUUGUUUCCCUUUUCUCGUUACGCCCAAGACUGUGUUUCGAUUUUGGUUGCGGAGAAGAGGCUUGGCCGAAAUAGAGCAAGUAGUUGCUGAGGGGAUAUAAUGAGGUGAAAUUAAUUUGAUAUGGGGGAGUUUACGGGGUUGGAUCGGUUUUGGCAGGGUGUACUUUCGCUUACCAUAGCCUUUUUUGUAUAUAGACUCACAAGACAAUCGCUCAUUCUGUAUUAUAACUAGUGUCCCGUCCGAUGUAUGUAUCCAUUGACCAUUGCUGAAGAUGGAAUUAUUU